Messenger RNA from Angiostrongylus costaricensis, 1113 nucleotides. NCBI's taxonomy places the organism in Eukaryota, Metazoa, Nematoda, Chromadorea, Rhabditida, Metastrongylidae. The record is from the annotation of a GenBank genome assembly.
AUGACGGAGGUCGGCGGCUCGUAUAAGGACUCUCUUUCUCAGGCCCAGAAAAACGAGCUGAGAGCAAUAGCCGAGAAAAUUGUAGCUGAUGGCAAAGGAAUUCUCGCUGCCGAUGAAUCAACUGGAACCAUUGGAAAGCGCCUCUCAUCCAUUAAUCUCGAGAACAACGAAAAUAAUAGGCUUUUUGAAACACAACAUUUCGGACAACUGCUCUUCACAACACCGCAUCUUAAUCAGCAUAUCUCUGGUGUGAUUCUCUACGAAGAGACUUACAACCAGUCUACCGACAAUGGAGUGAAAUUCGUCGACCUUCUCAACAAACAGGGAAUCGUACCAGGAAUCAAGCUCGACCUUGGAGUUGUUCCACUUGCUGGCACCAUUGGAGAGGGAACCACUCAAGGACUAGACAAUCUUGCUCAGAGAGCCUCUGCUUUUAAGCAGGGAGGAUGUGGUUUCGCCAAGUGGCGUUGUGUGCUUACUAUUGGGCCUCACACUCCUUCUCAUCUAGGAAUGUUGGAAAACGCCAACGUUCUGGCUAGAUAUGCUUCAAUUUGCCAAGCAGCGGGGCUUGUCCCAAUCGUUGAACCCGAGGUAUUGUGUGAUGGAGAUCACGAUCUUGCUAGGGCUCAGAAGGUUACCGAGCAGGUGCUCGCGUUUGUGUACAAGGCACUCGCUGAUCAUCAUGUGUAUCUUGAGGGAACUCUUCUUAAGCCCAAUAUGGUAACUCCUGGACAAAGCUGCCCCAACAAGUCUACUCACGAAGAGAUUGGUUUGGCCACUGUCACAGCUUUACGGCGCGCUGUUCCUGCCGCUGUACCUGGUAUCACCUUCCUAUCCGGCGGUCAAUCAGAAUUGGAUGCAACAGCUAAUCUUCACGCAAUCAACCAGGUGAAACUGCUCAAGCCAUGGAAACUCACCUUUUCAUAUGGUCGUGCUCUUCAAGCAUCAGUGUUGAAGGCAUGGGAAGGAAAGGAUGAAAACGUUGAAGCCGCUCAGAAAGUCCUUCUUCACAGAGCUAAGGCAAACGGCAUGGCUGCUCUCGGAAAAUACGAAGGUGAAGAUGCCGCUGGUGCUGCUGCUGAAUCUCUCUUCAUUGAAAAACAUGCAUAUUGA